Molecule: messenger RNA, 534 nt
Organism: Loa loa (African eye worm)
Lineage: Eukaryota; Metazoa; Nematoda; Chromadorea; Rhabditida; Onchocercidae
Exons: 3
Coding region: 1-498 (165 amino acids)
Cellular component (GO): cell surface
Source: RefSeq, a predicted model, not a curated record
AUGGUUGCAUUAGCAACAAUCGGUAAAUUAGCCACAGAUAAUGUUCCAAAAAGCAAAAUCAAAGUUCCGGUACCGGUUUAUAUUUCCGGAAUAAUGAUUUGCAACUAUGUGCCAGCUUAUGCAGUGCUUGUCAACAUUGUAGAGGAAGUUCCAUAUGAGACAGAAGAUGGAAUGAAAUAUGGCAAAUUACGAAUUAGCAUUUAUAAACUUUCCGAUCGUGAUGGCCAUUUCGAAAUUACUGGUCGUAGAUAUAUUCCAUCGGAUCAGUUAUUUUUGAAUAUUACCCAUCAUUGUUUACCGAAUUCAAAACGGAAAAAGUAUCGGAAUUGCUUCACGAAUACUAUGUAUAAAAUUCGUAGUGAUCUACGAAAUAUGAGAUAUGAUGUUGGUGAAAUACAUUUGGAUCGUUUUACAGUACAAAGUGAAGUACAAUGUCGUAAUUGGCCAUAUGAAUAUCCACAAUUUGUGAAAGAUUAUAUUGCUAAAUAUCCAACAUAAAUUUAAAUAUAAAUCUAAAAUAAUAUUCAUUCAUAC